AUGACUGUCCAAGACCUCACAUCUGUCGAAGCUUUCCGAGAACUCAUCAAGAGUGACAAGCUUGUCAUUGUCUACGCGUGGACCCCACAGACCGAGGACCAAGGGAUGUUUGAAAUUGUCGAGGGGAUGUCCCAAGAUUACACUGAUGCCAUUUUUGCCAAGGUUAACGCUGAUGCGGUUCACGAUAUCUUUUACGAAGUUUCUGAUCAGAUUCUGCCUACCUUCUUGUUCUACAAGAACGGCCAAAAGGUUGAUGAAGUCCGUGAUGACAAGGACUCCAGCCAAGUCGAUGGCAAGAUCAAGGAACACCUUGCUCAAUAA
Molecule: messenger RNA, 321 nt
Organism: Zychaea mexicana
Lineage: Eukaryota; Fungi; Mucoromycota; Mucoromycetes; Mucorales; Lichtheimiaceae
Exons: 3
Coding region: 1-321 (106 amino acids)
Source: RefSeq, a predicted model, not a curated record